Molecule: messenger RNA, 1078 nt
Organism: Colossoma macropomum (tambaqui)
Lineage: Eukaryota; Metazoa; Chordata; Actinopteri; Characiformes; Serrasalmidae
Product: translocon-associated protein subunit delta-like
Exons: 6
Coding region: 100-603 (167 amino acids)
Cellular component (GO): endoplasmic reticulum; endomembrane system; membrane
Source: RefSeq, a predicted model, not a curated record
UGAUGUGUCUUUCCCCACUGAUGUGUUUCUGCCGGCGUUGAGAAAGCGGUGCACGAUUUUCUACUGUACAUGCUAAAGUAUCCAUAAAACUACAGAACAAUGAUUAAACUUGGGUUCCUUUUAGUACUUUUGUUCUGCCUGUGCAAAGGGGAGACUUGCCUGAAUCCAGUCAUUACACCAUCCACGUACACCACCAGUGAUGCUGUCAUCUCCUCAGAGUCUGUCUUCAUUGUAGAGCUCAGUUUAACAUGUGCCAAUGGAGUACAGAGUGUCGCAUUGUACGCUGAUGUCAAUGGAAGGCAGUUUCCUGUGACAAGAGGCCAGGAUGUUGGAAAGUACCAGGUGUCUUGGAGUCUCUCGCACAAGCAGGCCAGCUCAGGGACAUACCAAGUCAAAUUCUUUGAUGAGGAGUCCUAUAGCGCACUGCGCAAGGCUCAGAGGAACAAUGAGGACGUAGACACAAUCAAGCCCCUCUUCUCUGUCAAUGUGGAUCACAGAGGAGCAUGGAGUGGCCCUUGGGUGUCUACAGAGGUCCUAGCUGCCGCCAUUGGCAUCUUGGUGUACUACUUUGCCUUCAGUGCAAAGUCCACCAUUCAGGCAUGAAGAACAACCACUCAUCUCACAUGCAUCAUCAGCAUUUCCAGAAACACCUCCAUUCUCUUUUCCUUAUGUUCUUUUACACAUGACCAUUGUUUGAUUACUUGAUUUAUAAUAUCUGACUGUCAUACUGCAUACGAGACAUAAUAGAGGCAUUAUAAUCACAGAAGAGUACGUGGUGGUCUGAUAUUUAUUUUUAAAACUUUUGAUCGGAUGUAAUUAUUUUUUUCUUUUUUGGUCAUUAAGUGUGCAUGUUGGCCCGGACCCCUGCUGAUCCUGAAAUAAUAGACUUUUGUACAAUAACUGCUGUAGCUGUACGCUACAGUGGAUUAGGCUUUUAGGCUAUAUCUUUCAUACUGUAAGCUCAGUUGUAAAUACAAGCAGAAGGAAUUAAGUUUCAGUAAUACCAGUAGAGACAGUGUGACAGUGUUUUACAUUUUUUCAUUUGUAUUGUGACAAAGAAUAAACCAUUUUAAAUGUU